Messenger RNA from Entrophospora sp. SA101, 2217 nucleotides. Lineage: Eukaryota; Fungi; Glomeromycota; Glomeromycetes; Entrophosporales; Entrophosporaceae. The record is from the annotation of a GenBank genome assembly.
AUGCAUAUGUCUUUUGGGUCAAGAAGAUUCGGUGGCACACUUUUUGCUGCCUCAAGAAACGAUAUGGCAAAGCUUGCCGCUGACUACCAGGAAUUAUUGAAAGAACUGUCAACAUCUAAUUUAAAAUCUGUUGGUAAUUAUUCCUUGGAGACAACACUUGGCGAAGGUUCAUUUGGAAAAGUUAAACUUGCAACGCAUAAAUUGACUGGUCAAAAGGUUGCAAUAAAAAUAAUACCAAAGAUUCAUGCAGAAAAUUUGACAAGAGAGAUUUAUCAUCAUCGAUAUUUACAUCAUCCACAUAUCGUAUCAUUAUUGGAAGUAAUAUCAACAGAAACUAACAUAUAUAUUGUAAUGGAAUAUUGUGAAAAGGGCGAAUUGUUCGAUUUUUUACUUUUACAAGGAGGACGGCUAAAAGAAAAUUUGGCUAGAAAAAUAUUCUAUCAAAUAUGUGAUUUUGGUUUUACGAGAGAAUGUGAAAGCAAAAGAUUGUUAGAAACAAUAUGUGGAUCCACGGGAUAUUCUGCUCCAGAAAUGCUUUCUGGUAAAAAAUAUUCUGGUUUAGAGGUUGACAUAUGGUCACUAGGUGUAAUAUUAUAUACAUUGCUUUGUGGCUCGUUACCAUUUGAUGAUGAUAAUGAAUUAGUGAUGAAAGAAAAAAUAAUAAAAGGAGAAUUUGUAUUUGAAGACUUUUUAUCUGAUGAGGCAAAAGAUCUAAUAAGAAUGAUGUUAAGUAUGGAACCAACUGAAAGACCUACAGCAAGACAAAUUUUGCAACAUUCAUGUAUUAAUAGUGCCCCAUCAGCUUUUCAAACUAGAAUGAAUGGGUUAACUCAUCAUCGUAAUAAUUCCUUGAUAUCCAAACAAUCACCAUCAAAACCAGCAAAUUUGCCUCCUAUACCUUCAUCACCCAUAUCACCAUCAUUAUCAUCACCCUCUCUUCCUCCUACCCCUCCUAUAUCACAUAAUGAUUCUACAUCAUCAACGUCAAUAUCAUCAACAAAAACAUCAACAAAAAUAUCACUGUCAUCAAAAUCAUCGUCAAGAUCACCUCUGCCUUCAAUAACAUCAUUACCACCUAUAUUAUCAUCACCUCCAUCAUCUCCAUCAUCUCCAUCAUCUUCAAAUCAUGGUAACACGACACCAACAAAAAUAACACCAUCUGCAUCAACGAAAAUAACACCACUAUCAUUGUCAGCAUCAACAUCAAUAAACACAUCAUCAAUAAACACAUCAUCAACAAACACAUCAACACCAAGAACUUCCAAUGUACAAUCAUUAUCAUUGACAUUGUCAACGACAAAAUCAUGGGGCCCAUCACAAUCUACUACAUCAAGAGCAUCUAAAAGGUCAUCUGUUGAUAGUAAAACACUUAAUGAAAAAAUCUUUUUCACGACACCUGAAGAAAUCGAAUUAUUGGAGAAACUGGAUGAUUUGGGAUUUGAUGUGGAUUCGAUGAAAACAAGCGUUUUAGAGGGUAGUUGUGAUUCAGCCAGCGGACUUUGGUGGUUGUUACUAGCCAAGCAGAGAGAGAAAAAAAGUACAUCAUCAUCUCCUCGACAAAAUAUUAUGGUUGAUGUAGCAGUUGAAGAGUUUACAGAAUCAUCAACUGAAGGUAAUGACUAUGAAUAUGAUUAUGAUAACCAACCAGUACCAUCACCUGGUGACAUAUUACCACCUACACCACCACCUAGAACAUAUCAUACUGCUCCUGCAUCACGAGAACGAAGAAAGUCAUUAAUUUUACCGUCACCCGAAGCCGUUGAGCCUGUUUUAACACCAAUUACAGCUAUUGCUUCACCGCCAUUAUCACCUAAAAAUUAUUCAACAUUACCAAGUGCUAAAAGUUCAAGGUCUAAGAAUUAUGGCAUGACUUCCAUUGAUGCUAGUAUGAAAGCAGCCAGUGACAUUUAUGAAAAAGGAGUAUAUAAAUCUAGAGUUAUAAGAAAAUGUUCAUCAUAUUGGUUAAACCAUGGUACACUGCCAAAAUCAUUACAAGGUUGCCAUCAGAAAACAAAGUCUUUCAUUGAUGAUGAAGAUGUGAUUGAACAAUCAUUAAAUUUUGUCAGAACAAAUGGCAAUAAAGUAACACCUUGUAAAUACAAAGAUUUUGUUAACAAGAUAAUAUCUGUCAGAAUCAGAAGUAUUUUUGGCGAACACGCAAUUAAGGUGGCUGUAAAAUUGCAUUUCAAUGGAUCAAAUUCUGAGCUUGCAAACUAA